Diceros bicornis minor is the source of this 3914-nucleotide messenger RNA. RefSeq names its product chromosome X CXorf58 homolog (gene CXHXorf58). The transcript is spliced from 9 exons. The record is from RefSeq and is a predicted model, not a curated record. Bases 370 to 1494 code for a protein of 374 amino acids. NCBI's taxonomy places the organism in Eukaryota, Metazoa, Chordata, Mammalia, Perissodactyla, Rhinocerotidae.
AAGCGUGGGCUGGAAGCGGCGUCGCGGAGCUGCAGAGCGUCGCGCCCCGGCCCAAAAAAACACAAGCCCCGCCCUCCAGGAAGCUCCGCCCCUGAGCCGGCGGUUGCUAGGCGGCAGGAAAGCGCCAGCUCAGUGUGGGCGGCACGCGGGGGCGCGAGGAGCGAGGCGCCGGGCGCGGCACAGCACUGGGAAUCGGCCUUCGCCGCCGCUAUUGGGCGCCCAGAGGCGUGGGCUGGGAAUCCUGUGCGCCGAGGCCGCCGGGCGAGGGCGCUCGGAGGGCCUCGGGCGGCUGCGAAAGCCUCGCAGCCGGAAGCCGCUGACCUCGGGGCCUGGAUUCACCUCGCAAAAGAGUACUCCAUUGUAAGGAAAAUGAGUCGUUCCUCAAAGGCAUUGGUUACUGGUGUUUCAAAAUCAGAUAAUCCACCUUCAGGAAAAGGCCGCAAAGUACAUUCGUCAAAUAUUUUAAAGACAAAGACAAUACAAGAAGUUAAUAAAGAUAUUUCAGCUCAAACGAUACAGAGAGCUUGGUUAGCUCAUAUGGACAAAACAAUAUUUCAGCUCCUAAAGCACACAAUUUGUGCAGCGGAGCAUUUUGUGUCGCAUGAAAUACUGAAGAAAGUGAGCCCCUUAGAGGCUGAGCUUGUUAAAGAUCCUAGCAUGAAGUGUAAAGUUAGAUUCAGAUUUAGUGGUGAAACAUUUCCACCUUUCAUCGUGUUUAAAAUUUUUCUUCAUACCGAAGGCCAUGGUUACAAGUAUUUCAGUGGAAAAAAUUUAUUAAAGCCGUCAAGUGAGGCAGUGGUUGAUGCUUGUGAAAUAAUGGGUAAAAAGAAAUUUUACCAUCAAAUUAUGGAAGAUGAAUAUCUUUUCCAGAAGUUCAAAAUAAGUGAUAAAAUAGAUAUUGUCACCCUGAAAGAUUACAUGCAAUAUUCCAGUCUUCUGGAUGAGACCCCUGCGUCUUCUGGUGGCAGAAAUAACUACUGGCGAAGAUUAAACCUCAAAAACAUUCCCAAGACAAUGAUAAUAUAUGACAUAGUUGAUUAUGCAGAAUCUGGAAUAAUCUCAAACCGUCUACGAAAAGAAAUGAAGCAUCUGUUACAGAGACCACAGACAGAAGAGAUGCGUCAGCGCCAGCUCCGGAUUGUUUCUGAAAUUAGGUGCCCUUCAUCCUUCUCAAAUAUUCAACCUUUAUAUCGGCCCUACCAACAGCAAAGUCAAAUUAAACAUCUGGGUCGUCGAUCGAAGCAAGCUCAAAUGAAAGUUGAGAAAAUGAAAAAAGCUUUUAAGAUGGCUAAAGAAAAAAAUGCUUCUGUGGGGACUGAACCGCAAAUGGACACACCAGGUACAAAGCAACAAAAGACGAUGGUUUUCUCCACUCCAUCUUUUGACAUUGUGAAAGUCAAUGAACUCAUGUCGGAUGACAAAUUGGAAAAAGAAGAAAAGGAAUUAUUUGCUUGGUGUCAAGACUUGUGUAUUAAUAAUUCUCUAUCAUGUUAAUGCACAGCUAAUUGACAGAAAACCAAGUUAUUCAACAAUCUGCUUGUCUGUCUAUAAAUGAUGAGUAUGAGUAUUAAAGGAAAACAAAAUAUAAACAAGCCCUCAGUAUGCUCUCUUAACUAAAUGCAUGACAGAUUUUUAAGCUCUUUUUGUAUUACCAUAGCUACCAAUAUUUUUUACUGACAGAAUUUUAAUCUGAAUAAAUUAUUUCGACUAGAUGCCCUCAAACUAACCAUAUACAGUUUUGUUCAAGAAAUGAUGAGUAAAUGAGUCCCUGGAACUUUUAUUCAAUUGUGAUUUUCUUUCAUUUUAAAAAUAUAUGUCAGGGCCAGCCCCGUGGCGUAGCGGUUAAGUGUGUGAGCUCUGCUGCUGGCGGCCCGGGUUCGGAUCCCGGGCGCGCACUGAUGCACUGUUUGUCAGGCCAUGCUGUGGCGGCGUUCCAUAUAAAGUGGAGGAAGAUGGGCACAGAUGUUAGCCCAGGGCCACUCUUCCUCAGCAAAAAGAGGAGGAUUGGCAUGGAUGUUAGCUCAGGGCUGAUCUUCCUCACAAAAUAAAAUAAAAUAAAAUGAAUUAAAAAAAAACAUAUCUGAACAGGCCAUGCUUAGCAUAAAUAUUAGAAUUCACAGAAUAAAAAGCUGCUCUUGAGUCAGCUUCCAGUGUCUUUCUUUUUUAGUAGCAUGUUGUUUGUACAGAACAGCUUGUGAUUGACCUAUUCUGAAUUAUAAUAAAAAUAAUAAUGAAUUUGUUGCUGCAGGAGGCAUGACAUAUCAUACCUAAUCAUUGUGGAGCAUUGUAAGCACCUGGGCAGAAUGUUGCAUCUGCUUUAAUAUUGCACUUGGGAUAUUUUUCAAGUAUAAAGACGAUUUUGAGUAAUAUUUAUCAAUUUCCUUUUGAAUUGAUGAAUUCCCAUUCCUGAUAUGGUACAAAUUAUUGAUAUUUUUUGUGAUCCAGGCUAUUGGAGUGUAUCAAACCUUACCAGAGACUGUGAUAAUUAAACAAAGUGCAUUAUUUAUUGAACUUUAAAAAUAUAGUUCUUGAUUUUGUUUAACAUUUAAAAUGUGGAGGUUGAUUGCUGAUUUAACUCAAGCAAAGCAGCCCAUAAAUGGAUCUCAUCCUCUGCUAAAACACUCUCUUAAAUGAUAAAGAAUAUUGGAGUAAAUGUGUAUGAUUCCCACUAGAAUAUAUUUAACAUAAAUGUGUACUCUUCAAUAUCCUCAUUUGCUAUCCAAAAAUAGGAUGGAUAAUCCCCUUGUUUUCAGAGCUUGUUCUGGACACUGGUUGAAUAGAAAAUACGUAUUUGUCCUCAUGAAUCAUGCAUAUUCUCAUCCAUUAAAUUGGAAAGCAGUCCUUCAUCCAAUCAAAUGCAUAUCAGAUUCAGUCCAUCCAUAGUAUGUGCAAUAAUAAAGCUAAGGAAGAUUUCAGGUAACAAGAUGAAGGAAAAGGACAAAGGUAGGACAGACUCUUUACGUUUAAGGGCACCCACCCACGUCUCAUAUUUCAUUAGCUAUGACUUUGUCCCAUCGUAAUGUCUAGCUACAAGGGAGGCUGGGAACUGUGCUCUUGUUUUGGGCAGUUUUGUACCCAAGUAAAAUUCUAUUGUUAUAAGAGAAAGAGAUAAUGGAUAUUAAGGCAUAACUAGCAUCAGCUGCCAGACAGAGAUCAUUCUUCCAUUGGUUCUUUUAACUUACAUUAAAUAAUGUAACCACAUCACAGAAAAUCCUUUUAAAAGUAGAAUUACACAUAAUCUCACCAGUAUAAUAUAACAACUCUUCAUUUUCUUAUAUCUUUCUAACCUAUCUAAAUAUACACGUAUUUACACGUGGUUGUAAUUAUAAGUGACAUAUAGAUUUAAAAAUUUCACUUAAUUAUAUCUUAAACACAGUCCAUUUAAAGAAAAUAAUUUUAAUGGCCACAUGAUAGCCCAUUAUGAGGCAUAAUUUACUUAACCAUUCCCAUAUCGUUGGAUAUUUCAGUCAUUCUAAUUUUUCACUAUUGUAGGUAAUUAACACUAGAGUGAACAUCUUCAUGCAUGGUCUUCUUUCUUUUGGUUUUCUUUCUGUUAUUUAUUUUUAACCUAAUUGCACUGUAAUCAGAGAACAUGAUUUGUAUGAUAACUGAUUCUGAGAAACUUGUUGGGACUGGCUUUAUAUAGCCAAAUGUAUGCUCAGUUUUCAUAAAUGUUUCUUGUACUCUUAAGAAAAAGAUGCAUUCUCUAUAGUUGGAUACAAGAUUCUAUACGUGUCCUUUUGAUCAAGCUUGUUAAUUGUAUUAUUUGUAUUUUCUAUAUGCUACUAAUUUUUGAUCUGUAUGACGUCAAUUACUGAGAAAGCUAUAUGUUAUAUCCUACUAUGGUGGUGGACUUCUCAGUUUCUCCUCAUAAUUCUGUCAAUUUUUGCUGUAUGUUGUUUGAAGAUAUCAUU